UGUGUACAAGUAGAGUAAAAUGGCUGUGCCUGGUGAUGUCAGGGAAAGAGGCCUGUCAGGGCAGCCCAGUAUUAAUGGAGAAGAGGAGGAUGAAGAUGAAUCACCUGAGGUGUUGUUGAGUGUGUUGGCACAACAUGGGCAGGUCGGUCUCUGUUUCUAUGACAGCAAAGACUUCACUCUGCACUACAUGCCCGACACCAUGGACAACCACGAGCUCCAACUUCUGGCCAGAGUAGUCCAGGAGGUCAGCCCUCAUGUGAUCAUCACCAGUGCCAAGCAGGAACACAGCAUGGUCCAUUUUAUGCAGGGAUUGGGAGCCAACCCAGACUACAGGCCUGAAGUGGUGACCUAUCCCUAUGUGGAUUUUGGUCUGGAGGUCAGUAAGCAGAGGCUCCUCUCUGCCCAUCUUCCCCUUCUCCCGGCUACUGUCUCAGAAAGAGAGAGAGUAUCUUACCUUUCUUCUUGCAUCUCUUUUGAGUCCCCCCUCAUGCUGCGGUCAGUAGGUGCUCUGCUGAAGUGUCUGGACAGGCGCAGAGUGGGAGUGGAGCUGGAGGACAGCAGUGUUGGAGUCCCCAUCUUACAGUUCCUCACAUACACACUGAAAGAUGUGGUGUUUAUGGACCGAGACACCUACAGUGUGCUGCAAAUAUUCAAGUCUGAGUUGCAUCCGUCUGUGUACAAGCUGCAGUCUGGGGAGAAAGAAGGGCUCAGUCUCUAUGGGAUACUGAAUCGCUGCAGGUGCAAGUUUGGAUCUAAACUGCUUCGCCAGUGGUUUCUGAGGCCUACUCGUGACCUAGCAGUGUUGAACAGGAGACAGGAGGUGGUGAGAUUCUUCUCCUGUCCAAGGAACUCUGACACCCUCAGCACUCUGCAAGGCUCCCUGCGCAACACCAGAAACAUCCCGACUCUACUGCGCAGGAUGUCUCUUUCUCACACCAAAGUCUCAGACUGGCAGGGUCUCUACAAGAUGGUGUACAGUGCGGUGUGUAUCAGGGACACAAUGCGCUCCCUGCCUCAGUCCAUCCAACUCUUCCAGGAGAUCAGUGAGGGAUUCUCAGAUGACCUCUACUACAUCGCCUCCCUCAUCAGCAGAGUGGUGGAUUUUGAGAGCAGUUUAGCAGAAAACCGUUUCACCAUUAAACCCAACGUGGACCCUGCUAUUGAUGAGAAAAAGAGGAGGAUGAUGGGACUGUCAGACUUCCUGACGGAUGUGGCUCGCAGAGAGCUGGAACACCUAGAUGUCCGCAUCCCCUCCUGCUGUGUUAUCUACAUCCCCCUGAUAGGAUUCCUGCUUUCGGUCCCUCGGUUGCCUAGCAUGGUGGAGAAAGAGGACUUUGAAAUAGAGGGUCUAGACUUCAUGGUGUGUUUUCUGUCUGGGGAACGACUGCACUACCGCAGUCAGAGAACCAAGGAGCUGGAUGACCUGCUUGGAGACCUACACUGUGACAUCAGAGACAUGGAGACAGCAGUUAUGACACAGCUGCAGACCACAGUGCUAGAAAGAAGUGCCUGUCUGUACAAGGUUCUUGAACUGAGUGCUGAACUGGACUGUCUGAUGGCAAUGAGCCAGGCGUCCCAGGAGUAUGGAUACACCACCCCCAUUCUGGCCAACCACCGCAGGAUAAGUCUCAUACAGGCCAGACACCCUCUGUUGGAGUUUUGUUCUCCUGUGUUUGUGUCCAACUCCUUUUCGAGCUCUGAGACUGAAGGACGUGUCAAGAUCAUCACUGGACCCAACUCAUCUGGCAAGAGCAUCUAUCUGAAACAGGUGGGUCUGAUUGUGUUCAUGGCUCUGAUUGGUUCUGACGUACCAGCAAAAGAGGCAGAGAUUGGUCUGGUGGAUGGAAUCUUCACACGCAUGCACAGCAGAGAGUCAGUGUCAGUAGGCCUCAGCACCUUCAUGAUCGACUUGAACCAGAUGGCUCAUGCUCUGAACCACAGCAGCGGUCACUCACUGGUCCUGGUUGAUGAGUUUGGGAAAGGAACCAACACGGUUGAUGGGCUGUCCCUACUGGCUGCGUCUGUCUGUCAUUGGUUAAAAACUGCUCCAGCGGAGGUUCCUCACGUCCUUUUGGCAACUAACUUCCACAGUCUUCUACAGUUGGGUCUCCUUCCUUCUUCAGGCCUGCUAUCGCUACAGACUCUGGAGACCGCUGUCGAUGGGGAUGAGUUGGUGUUUCUGUACCAGCUGAAGGAGGGGAUCUGUGUUUCCAGCUACGCGGCCAACAUUGCUAUGCUGGCAGGCCUUCCCCAUAGCAUCGUUCAGAGGGGAGUGGAGGUAUCUGAGCUGUACAGAACUGGAAAGACCAUUAAACGCAUCGAUCGACCAUCCACCGAAGAGCAGGCUAAGAAGUGUGUCCGUGUGGUGGAGAAGUUCCUGUGUGUGAACCUGGAGGACCAGAGUGUGGACCUGCAGCGCUACAUGAGAGAGGAGCUGCUGCCAUCUGGGGGAGACAUGCUGUAACAGGAACACUACUGUAUGACCACACAACUGUUGUCUGUGGGAGAAACUGUCCAGUAUGACCUCAGUUUCACUGGCUGGAGGAUGAGGAGAAUGUGGCCCUAGAUGCUGAUCUAAGGUCAUUAUUGCUUUUGCAUCCCAACGGUCUGAAAGGCUUAAACUAAUCCUAGAUCUGUGCUUAUGGGAACGAAAUAGUGGUGGGUGUGGUACUUACCUACACACUGAAGUCUGUUACUGAAAUAUUGACAUUGUGGCCAUAAAAUAAAAGUAAAAUUUAUAUUUUUAUUAUUUCACAAACAAAACUGAGGUCAA
Molecule: messenger RNA, 2773 nt
Organism: Esox lucius (northern pike)
Lineage: Eukaryota; Metazoa; Chordata; Actinopteri; Esociformes; Esocidae
Gene: msh5
Product: mutS homolog 5
Exons: 25
Coding region: 20-2464 (814 amino acids)
Biological process (GO): mismatch repair; chiasma assembly
Cellular component (GO): nucleus
Molecular function (GO): ATP binding; mismatched DNA binding; ATP-dependent DNA damage sensor activity
Source: RefSeq, a predicted model, not a curated record